GAGAAGGUUCCUUUCUAGUGAACAUUUUCCAAUCUCGUCCAAAAAAAGUUACACGUCAAAGAUCCUGGAAACGAGGUUUACAGGAUAUACGCCUUGCCACUCUGUCACGCUACUUCAAAAUCUACUCAAAGAUCGACUAAAGUUACUCACACCAACUACUGUUACUUUCUUUGUCACAGAUAGUUGUAGGAUUUGGAGAAGAUGACAUUUUAUAGGAAUUUAGUCUGGUUUACCAAAGGUUUACGUGAAUAUACGAAGAACGGAUAUCUUUCAGCAGAGAAAUCGUUUGAUCCAAAAGCCUUGGAUGUUGAUGUUUCAUCGCGAACGUUCAUGAUAACUGGUGCAAACAGUGGAAUUGGAAAAGAUACAGCGGCAUUUUUAGCCAAAAAAGGAGCUACAGUACACAUGGUUUGUCGUAGCGAAACUAGAGGCGAAGAAGCUCGAAAAGAAAUCAGCGAAUCAUCGGGAAACGAUAAAGUAAUUUUGCACAUUCUCGACAUGUCUAAGCCCAGAAUGGUGUGGGAGUUCGUAGAGAAGUUUGCAUCUACCAAUGAAGCUCUUCACGUCCUUAUAAACAAUGCAGGUUGUAUGGUAAAUACAAGAGAAGUUGAUGAAGAUGGUUUGGAAAAGAACUUUGCUACUAACACUUUGGGAACGUACAUUUUGACAUCUGGUCUCGUACCUCUACUCCUCAAAAACGAAGCUCCGAGAGUUAUUACAGUUUCGUCAGGGGGUAUGCUUGUGAUGAAACUUGAUUUAAAAGAUCUCCAGUUUGAAAAGAUGAACCCAUUUGAUGGAACCAUGGCAUAUGCUCAAAACAAACGACAGCAAGUGAUCAUGACUGAAAAAUGGGCAGAAAAACACAAGGAAAUUUUCUUUUCUUCCAUGCAUCCAGGUUGGGCAGACACUCCAGCAGUGCAGACAUCAAUGCCAGGUUUCCAUCGCAAAAUGAAGGACCGUCUGCGUACUUGUACCCAGGGUGCUGACACAAUCAUAUGGCUGUCUGUUGCUGAUAUGUCAAUGGAGACCCGUGGUGCCUUCUAUCAAGAUAGAAAACCAGUUUCAACUCAUUUACCUCUGGCAUGGUCUAAGGCUUCUGAUGGCGAGAAAAAUGAGCUGAUGACCAACCUGGAAGAAUUAGCCUCCAAGUUCAAGCCUGGUUCAUCGGCCAACUGACAAUUGCCAUUAGUAGGAAAACUAAGCAAGCCUGUUAUUGUGUUGCCCUCUCAUUUUCUUGCCACCCCUUUGCAAUGCCAUUAGUACGGAUCAGGGGGAAAAGGUCAUUUCAUUUGUUUCAUCGGAAUUGUGGAAGUUUUUAUGUAAUCAAGAGUGACUGAUCUAGAUGAACAUUACUUCAAGAAAAGAAUCAUUAUUAUAGAAUCCUGAAAUGUGAAUUUAGUUUACAUAUUUUUCAUUAUAUAAAACCAUUUUCUUUUAAUGCUAAAGAGCCAGAGAAAAGUGCUAAAAUAUUCAAUUUGUUUUCAGCCCUAAGUAUAGCAAUUUGGCUGGUGCUAUUUAGAAGAAAUAAAAAUGACAUCAAUUUAACAGAGGAAAAACAAAAUAAUGAUCAUAAAACAUUGAGUGUUGAAGUUUUUCUUUCCAAUUUUUUUCAUGGUAUUUGAUACUGCAAAAUGAAGUGUAAAACCAGAAUUAGGGGAGGAGGUACUCACAUGUGAAGGUCUCUGAAGAACAUUUUAAAGUGUAAAGAGUAGCAUCUAGAAACUCGUUGGUCUUACUCCAACUGCUGGAUUUACUAGUUUUGAUUUUCUUAAUUUAGUGCUUCUGAUGAAUGAAUCAUUGCUGUAUCAAUUUUGUUACCUUAUCUUAA
Molecule: messenger RNA, 1828 nt
Organism: Stylophora pistillata
Lineage: Eukaryota; Metazoa; Cnidaria; Anthozoa; Scleractinia; Pocilloporidae
Product: dehydrogenase/reductase SDR family member 12
Source: RefSeq, a predicted model, not a curated record